UCGGCGUAGCAGUUCGGACGCGUGCUCUACGACGGUCGCGGUUCACGCCUGAAAAUCUGAAACUACGUGUAAUAUUAAUUAUAAUAGUUGUGUAAAUAAAGUGUGUAGUGAUUAGUGUGAAUUGUUGUGAUUAUAAUCUCAGUGAUUUGUAUUCACAGAAAUUAUUCGUAAAUGCGAUUGACAGUUGUGAUAAUAAAAAUGUGGCAUAGAUGAUAAUUGGUGAUCAAAAUGGCGAUGGUGAUAUCUCAGACUACUAAGGCGGCAAUUGGAGGAUUUUUAGCUUUGAUGAUAUUGGGGGCUGUACUUGUUGUGGGGGCAGCAUUUGGAUGGUUCGAUCCAAAGAGGGAGGAUGAGGAUACGCCAGCGAAAAUCAGCGCGCGGCUUCAAGGCCGAACUUCAUAUGUUACGCAUCGAGCCGUGAAUCCAGAUGAAAACCGAUUACCCAUCGUAUCCCACUCUUCGCCAUUUGUUCACAAAGGACAGAAAGGCGAUAGAUUAGCCGAGGACGGAGAUUUGGGACCUUCCGGAGCGGGAAAACCGGAACGGCCUAAUACUAAUAUAUCAUCUCAAUGCAAAUGCAGCAUCAACGACAUAUCAGUAAUGCUGACGAACAUACCAAGUAUACGUGGCCCUCCAGGACCUCAGGGACCCACUGGCGCAGAUGGUACUACCGGCGCACCUGGAAAAACGGGACAAAUGGGAGAACAAGGGCCACCUGGUCCAGCAGGACCAAAAGGUGACAGAGGAGAUAGAGGUGAAUCCGGUAUGCCAGGGGUUGAAGGACAACCAGGUUCAAAAGGGGAACCUGGAUCUGAUGGUACUCCUGGUCUUCAGGGCCCAUCUGGCCCUCCUGGACCUCCUGGAUCUAUCACUCCAAUGCUAUUGGAAUCAACGGGAUUAUACGGGGCUGAUAGGAUCCCUGGCCCUCCGGGGGACAGAGGUCCGAUGGGUCUCGCAGGUCCGCCCGGCGAAAGAGGAUAUACCGGCAAUAAAGGGGAGAAAGGAUUACACGGAUCCAAAGGGGACAAAGGGGAAAGGGGUUAUACGGGAGCGCGAGGCCCACACGGCGCGAAGGGCGAGCGCGGCCAACCCGGAAAAGACGGCCUGCCCGGUCUCCCAGGCUCGCACGGCCGACCGGCGGAAAAAGGCGAGAAAGGUGUUCGAGGUCUACCUGGGCCGCCGGGGCCUUCUUUGACUGCGGUUUCUGAAAAUUCUGUUCUAGGAGAUCUUGCAAGAACAGGUCCACGAGACAUCGCUAAACUCAAGGGCGAUAAGGGAGAACGAGGCGAAAAGGGCGAAAAAGGAACGCGAGGUAUUGAAGGUCCACAAGGAUUUCCGGGUAACGAUGGAAAGGCUGGGGACCGCGGAGAUAUUGGUCCGUCAGGACUCCCUGGAGCGCAAGGUGCUACAGGAUUAACUGGGCCCAAAGGUGAUAAAGGAGAUUCUGGACCACCCGGUCCUGUUGCUAUAUCGAGAGAAGAAGCUGUUAUUAUGACCAAGGGUGAUAAAGGUGAAACAGGUCCUAGGGGAAAAAGAGGUCACCCUGGAGCUCCUGGACCAAGAGGAGCGCCGGGUCUGCCUGGACCCCCUGGCAUUCCUGGUACUAAUGGAGUAUCUGGAGACAUUGGACUACCUGGGUGGACUGGUCCACCUGGGAUCGCCGGCCCUCCGGGCACUCAGGGUCCAAAAGGUGAAAAAGGGGAGCCGGGAAUUGCUUUAGCGGACCUUGAAAAGUUGAAAGGUGAUAAGGGUGAACGUGGUUUAGAUGGAACUCCAGGUACAAAUGGGAAGGAUGGGCCCCGAGGUCCACCUGGACCUCCAGGUACCUCUUCAAACGUUCAGUACAUCCCUGUGCCGGGUCCGCCCGGACCCCCGGGACCACCAGGAACAAGUACAACAAACGAACUUCCAUUGGACACUUUGACAGAUAGCCCGGGAAUUAAUCGUCUUGAAACUACGGAAGGAAAAUCGCGUGACGCACUGCAAAUACUUCGAAAUUUAAAUAAUUUGAUGCAGUACCGACAAGGAGCAUACCAUUUUGCGGAACCUUUAGAUUCCCUCAGUGAAAGUGGUGAUUAUGACGAUGAAGAGGAUGGAAGGACUAUUAUUGGAACUGUCUUAUUCAAAACCACGGAUUCAUUAUUACGGUUAGGUGCAAAGAACCCCCGAGGCACUCUGGCAUAUUAUGUCAUUCAAGAGCAAGCACUGCUUAUUCGCGUAAACAAUGGAUGGCAAUAUGUUUCAAUGGGGUCCCUGUUGGCUGUACACAACUCACCUGGCAACGGGCCCACUCGAACGCCGCUACAGAAUAUUCUAGAAACUUCUAGUUUAGUGCAUCACAAGAGUCCCGUGGGAGAAGGCCCCGUGCUUCGUCUAGCUGCGUUGAAUGAACCUCACACGGGUGACAUGCACGGAGUAAGCAGUACCAAUUACGAGUGCCACAGACAAGCACAGAGAGCCGGCCUCGAUGGCACUUUCCGUGCUUUCAUCUCUUCAAGGGUCCAAAACAUAGAUUCAAUAGUGAGCUGGGUUGAUCGUGAAAUACCAGUUGUGAACAUACGCGGUGACGUGCUGUUCAACUCUUGGGGAGAGAUGUUCGACGGAUCCGGUGCAUUGUUUGCACAUGCACCGCGAAUUUACAGUUUUAGUGGGAAAAAUGUGUUGACUGACCCUGGCUGGACACAAAAAGCAGUAUGGCACGGCGCAAGUCCGAACGGUGAGCCAGCGAUGGAUGCCUACUGUGACGCGUGGCACAGUAGCAACCCAGAGAAGUUCGGCCUUGCCUCCUCACUGCGCUCCAAUAAAUUGCUAGAUCAAGAGACAUAUACGUGUAGUUCAAGGCUCAUCGUAUUAUGUAUCGAAGCCACGCCCGUUGACACAGCAAGAAGAAAAAAACGAUCCAAGUAUCGCACAGACAAAUUGCAUUUUCUGAAAGACAUCGAACAACGGAACGAAACUAGAAAUAUAUAGAUGUUGAAUUUUUCUUUAUUACAUUGUUGUGUUUAAGGAAAGAUGUGCUGAAAUAACAAACCUUAAAACAAAAAAAACAAAUAAAUAAAUUUUGUUUAUAUCACUUAUUAGAAUAUGAUAUAGAGGAAAGCUCGAAUUAUAAGAAUUUGGUGUAUUACUCUUUCUAUAAUCACAACAGUGAAUAUUUGUGAAGACUGUAAAUAUUUUAUAUUGUAGCAGGUACCAGCAAAUCCGGUGGAGCAUAUCGACAAUACGAAUCGCUCUUUAAUUUAUUAACACGGCCUCCGACUACAGAAAUUUUAAUUUAUUUCUGCUGUUAAUGUAAAAAUACUUUAUGUAAAAGUAAUGAUAAAAAAUCAAUUAAAAUGUAGAAGUUUUUCUAUAAUCUAAGAUAAGUGCGCUUCAUUUAUUCCAAAUUGAUUUAUAUUUCCAAUUUUGUUUGUUUGGAAAACUAUAAGUAAUGUUACAUUGAAUUUUGAAUAAGCUGUGAAUCGCUUUUCAAGUAAAACUCCACUUAAUUUAUCUUUUUCCUCAUUUCAUCUUUAGCGUUCGUUUCAUUCACUAUUUGCAACGAAAAUUCAUGUAACUUUUAAGUUAUUUUUCAGACAAUUAUUAAUUACAAGAAACUAGCAUUCGAGUUGAAAGUUUGAGACUUAUAGCUCUAGAUUUCGUGUAACUUUAAGGUCUUGUUUUGUCUCCGCGGACUCGUGUUGUUGAAAACUACUAAAUGAAUGUUCCUAAUAUAUCAAGCGAUUUAUUUUAAUGCUACAAAACGCUUUGAACUUUGCGCAUAAUUCAAUUGUUUUAUGUCUACGGUAUUCCUUAAUAAGUUUUGUGAAGAAAUUCAGGCUGUCAGAGGAAUUGUAUCAAAGCCUAUAGAGGCUUAUAGACACAGUUUGAACAUUUAUUGUUUUGUCUUAAUUAAACUGCCUUAGGCAUAAUAUUGCUUUGAAUAUGCGUGACGGGGAAUAACGCCUAAUCACAUGAUGUGGGACCCGACUCACUCUAGGCUUUUUGCUGCUUAGAGCGGAGUAUCGGGGUAUACUUAAAAACAUCGGUUAGUUCGGCUUGUAUGUAAGGAUGUGUCUUAAGUUUUUCACUGAAAUAGAAUAAAAAUGUUUAUGUUGUGUGGUCAUCGACAUCAUUACAGCAAUGAAACCUUUGUAUUUCUAUGAAAACGAACACACGUUUAACUAUAUUUCUUCCCUUGUAGUUGUCUAAUGAUACUACGUUGAAUGGUCUACAGAGAGCAUGUUCAUUUUAUUGAUGUGUGUUUCCAAACAGGAAUCCAUGAAUAAGUUCAAAACUGUCAACUUAAAAGACUUUACUCCGCAAAAUAAAAUUUAAAGUCAAUAAAUCGAAAUUGUGUUUAAACGCCAAUUCCGAUGUUAAAAUCUGUAAAUACGAUAGCUGAAGCAAAGUAAAUCUGUAGUCGGAACCGAGUUCUCCCAUUUAUAUUAUAGUCAUUGUAAAAAGGUCGCUUUAAUUAACUUUCACCUUUGAGGUGUCCUUGUAAGCAAUCGCGACUAUCAUUAUUAAGAUACCAUUAAUUAUUUAACUAAUUAAACCAAUCAUUAAAAUUGAUACGCUCUGGUAAUUGGGAUUGUUUACAUUGUAUUUAGGUAAUAAUGAAUUUUGUGGUUUCUUAUAAGAGACUUGAAAGUUAUCCAAAAUUUUCAAAUCACUUGAUUAACCGUAUCAUUGUAAAUAUAACUUAAAUUGCAUUUAUUACGAAAUAUUACCUUAAAUGUGUUAUUUUAAAAUAAUUUGUAAAAUCUUAAUUAAGAAAAUUGUUAUUAAAAGAUAGUGUGAGCAUCUUUGGUGUUGUUAUUAAAAUAAUUUUAGUUUAUUGAAUUUGAUUUAAUUGCUUUUCUGUAACUAAAUCUUUGUUAAAAUUCUAGACGUAUUAUGUAUUGUUUUCGAAAUAAAAUACAUUAUUAAA
Molecule: messenger RNA, 4912 nt
Organism: Pieris napi
Lineage: Eukaryota; Metazoa; Arthropoda; Insecta; Lepidoptera; Pieridae
Product: collagen alpha-1(V) chain-like
Exons: 24
Coding region: 229-2970 (913 amino acids)
Source: RefSeq, a predicted model, not a curated record